Messenger RNA from Rubroshorea leprosula, 1976 nucleotides. The record is from the annotation of a GenBank genome assembly. NCBI's taxonomy places the organism in Eukaryota, Viridiplantae, Streptophyta, Magnoliopsida, Malvales, Dipterocarpaceae.
UAAAGUGUUUUUCUUGAUGCAAUCUGAUUGUACGUUACAUAUAUGACGUCCAAAACAUGAUUGUUACAUAAUCUGAUCAUGCAGAACUUGUCGCAUAAUAUCAAGGCAUUCAAUUAAUACUAACUGCGAGUUAUUUUGCAGAAAUACAAGCAGUUUGUUCACUUGUUCUAGAUUUUCAAAUCAUUUAUUUAUCAUGGAAGCUGACUAGCUGAGUGCUACCUGCCUAUAUUUUCUGCAUUCUUCAUAUUACACUUUGAUGAAAUGAGGCUGGCUACAUGACGUUAGAUUAUCAUUUAAAGUGUUACUGAUGCCCCAUCCUCCAUAAUAAGUGGUUUUGCAAUGACUAACAGGUUAGCUAUCCUGUGCAUUGUGAUGCCAAAAACUCCUGUCAUAUCCAAAUAUUUGGCGUUGACCCCAGGGGGCAAACUCCCAAUCAAAGCUAUGGAGGGGCUAAGCCAGAGCAAGCUCAACAGUUGCUCUUCCAAAUGAAAUAGCUGGACAGCUUCUUCUACUGGCUCCAGAAGGAUUUUCCCAUGGUUCUGGGUCUCUCUCUGUUGCCCAUGCGUUGUCAAAAACCCGUGCCUUGUUUGGAAUAUCAUACCCAUCAAUUAUAAUGUCUUCCAUGGAUUCUCUAGGGAGUAAGACUGGAACUGGCGGAUGCAAUCAAAACAUUUCUUUGAUGACAGCUUUCAUGUAAUGUAACUGAGGCAAAUCACUGUCUAAGAUAACUUUUCUCCCUCCUACAAUGUUCCUCACUUCAGUCUGAGCCCUUUCCAUGGCUUUGGGGUUCUAGAUAAGGUCUGUCAUUCCCCAGUCAAGAGUAAUAAAGGUAGUGUCUGUUCCUGCAGCGAACGUGUCCUGCAAGGAGUAAGAGCAUUAAAUGGCAGUAGUCUUUUUUUAUUUUUAUGUUUUGGGAACUGCGGAGCAUUGGUGUGAGUGGCCAGUGGGCCACUUCGUGUUGGACUAAUCAGCAAUGGUCCAUGUGCAACCGUUCUCAAUAGCUGUGAAUGGAGUUUCCAAAGCUUACCAAGAUGGUGAGGCUUUAAUAUUAUCCAUGGUUAGGGAUGUUUCUUUAGAGCCAUUGUGCGGGAUGUUGAGCAAUGCGUCAACAAGAUCCUGCUUCUUUUCUUUCGAGGAUUGAGAUGUUCAUUUAUCACCUCAUCAAAAAACAGAUCAAAGCUUUGAAAUGUGUUCAGAAGUCUAGAUUUCAUUCCUGUUGAGCUGUAUAUGAACUCCAUAGAGGGGAAGAAAUCUCCGAUGCUGAAUCCUUCAAGUAAUUCUUGGUAUUCUUCAAUAUUUUUUGGAAUCCAUGCCGUUCAUACUCUAGUCCUUGUGAGAAAUCCCUUCAAAAUGCAACUUAACAGAGAACAUCAUUUGUAUAUAAUCCAGGGGUCUUAGUUAGAUUUGUGCUUCUAGGGUAAGACUCUGCAACUCUUUGAAUCAGAUGGGCAACUUCUUCUUCUCUUACAAAGCCGUAUGCUUGAACUUGUUUGGCACUUAGUAGUUCAAGGAUGCAGAUUUUCCGAAUAUGCCUCCAGUAGGCACCAUAAGGGGAGAAAACAAUGUCAGUGCAAUUGUAGAAGAGAUGCUUGGCUGAAAAGGACUGGGGGACGGCUUAAAAAUGCAAGAGCAUGGGUUAUCAUGAUUUCCUUUCCCAUUCUAGCUGACGAAACUACAAUUAUUGGGACCUUACCUAGCUGUAAGAAAAUGAUUGGACCAAACCUCUUUGCAAGGUGGCUGAGAGAGGAGAGCAAUGCUACCAAGCUGAUGAAGGUUGCAAUGAGUGAUAGCUUUCUAUGGCUCGGUGGAAGAUUGAGCUUUAUUUUUGUUGACUUGUUUUUUGAGCAAAACUUUAAGAUAACAAGGAGGAUGGAUGCCAGUAGCCAGGAGGAAGUUAAGAAGCGCUGCAGCCACUGACGGAGGGCCAUAGCCAUUAAAGUUUUCUCUUACCAAUUGAGUAAAUAGCACAGCCUCUU